ACUUAAAUCAAAUAUUGACAUAAUUCUGGUUUUUUGUUGUUGAAAAUUUGGUUUUUCAUUCAUUCAUUUGACAAUUUCGUACAACACAGAUACUUUUAAAAAAACUUCCACAACAAAACAAAAAUGGAUGAUGCUCCUGGUUCGUCACAGGAUCAAGAUUUUUCCAAAUUUUCCAUUGAAGAUCGUAUUCAACAUAAGAAUUGGAAAGCAAGACUUUCAGGUUAUGAAGAAUUGAUACGAUUAUUUCCACAAUAUGAAGAUCGUGAAUUUCAACGUUAUGCACCAUUAGUGAAAAAAUUUGUGAUCGAUACAAAUGCAGCAGCACAGGAAAAAGGUCUUGCUGCAACAUUAGCAUUUGUUGAUUAUUGUCCACAAGCUGGUAAAUAUGUUGAAAAUAUUGUUGCCGGUGUUGCAACCAAAUGUUUAACAGCAACACGUGCACGAACUAAAGAAUUAGCAUCCGAUGUUGUAUUGAUGUGCGUUGAAAUUGAACGACAAGAUAUUGUUGUUGAAGAAUUGAUUAAAGCAUUGGAACAAAAAACACCGAAAAAUGUUGCCGCUACUAUUGCAAUGAUACGUAAAUGUUUAAAUCAAUUUGGUUAUAAAGUAAUUAGUUUGAAACCAAUUGUACCGAUAUUGGCCAAACUUCUUGAAGAACGUGAUCCAAAUGUUCGUGAAGAAACUAAACAAUUAACCAUUGAAAUAUAUCGUUGGAUUAAAGAUGCACUUGUACCACAGCUUAGUUUAUUAAAGCCAAUAUUAUUGCAAGAAUUACGAAUAGAAUUUGAUAAAUAUAAAGAUAUGAAAGCAACACCUGAACGUUUGUUACGAUCACAACAACAAAGACAAGCAGAAGAAUUAGAUUCCGCUACUGGAACAGCUAAUGAUGAUGCAACAGUUGGUGAUAAUAAUGGUGGUGGUCUUUCAGAAGCUGAUGCUGAAAUAGAUCCAUUUGAUUUACUUGAACCAUUUGAAUUAUUAACGAAAUUACCGGGAGAUUUUUAUACAUUAAUCGAAGCAAAAAAAUGGUCCGAACGUAAAGAUGGAAUGGAAAAAUUACAACAAUUAUUGGAAGCUAAUCCUAAAUUAGCUACAAAUGGUGAUUAUACAGAAUUAGUAAAACAAUUGAGAAAAAUUAUUGCAAAAGAUACGAAUAUUGUUGUUGUUACAUUGGCCAUUAAAUGUCUUGGACAAUUAGCACAAGGAUUGAGAAAAACAUUUCAUCAUCAUGCUGGUCAAUCGGUUCCAGUUUUAUUGGAAAAAUUUAAAGAAAAAAAACAAAAUGUUGUACAAUCAUUACGUGAUGCUAUCGAUGCUGUUUAUCUUUCGACAAAUCUAGAAGCCAUAAGUGAAGAUAUAAUAACAUCAUUAGAUAAUAAAAAUCCAUCAAUACGUAGUGAAACGGCAUUAUUUUUGGCACGUAGUUUUACCAAAACAAAUCCACAUACUAUUCAGAAAAAAUUAUUAAAAACAUUAACAACAGCAUUGUUGAAAACAUUAUCCGAUCCGGAUGCUGUUGUACGUGAAUCAUCAGCCGAAGCUUUAGGAACAGCAUUAAAAGCACAAGGUGAUCGUAAUAUGAUACCAUUAUUAGAUGGUUUGGAACAAUUGAAAAUGACAAAAAUUGAAGAAUAUCGUGAUAAAGCUGAGGUGAAAAAAUUUGCUGCACCACCACCACCAACUCAAACCAAUUCAGCUAAAACAUCGGCUUGUGUAAAGCCAAAAACAGCACCAGCCGGUAAAAAAGCAACAAUAAGUAGACCUGUUGCAAAAACAAUGCCAAAAAAUGUAUCCAGUGAAUCACUUGAUGAUCUUGAUCUUCCACCACCACCACAACAAUCACAAUCAGCCGGUACAACAAAAAUGAAAUCGAAAAUUGCUGGAACAGCUAAAUCUCGAAUUGGUGCCAUUAAUUCGGCAAGUGGUUCUGGUUCAGAUAAUCAAUCUACAACAAAAUCAAUUCGUAGUGGUGGUAUUACUAAAACUUCAAGUGGAUCACGUCUUAAGAAAGGUUCAUCAACAUCUAAUUUACGUGCUGGUGGUGGUAAUGGUGAAUCUGGUUCGGCUAGUUCCAUUGCUUCAGGUUCAACAUCAUCGGCAAAGAAAACCGGUCAAAAUGAAUCCGAUUCACAAGGUCCAUUAAUGAAUGGACAAUUGAAAGCAAAAGAACAACGAUUUGCUGAUGAAAAAGCAUUGAAAGUUUUACGUUGGAAUUUUACUACACCACGUGAAGAAUUUUAUCAACUUCUUCGUGAACAAAUGACUGUAGCCGAAUGGCAACCACAAUUGAUUACUUAUUGUUUUCAUUCGGAUUUUAAAUUUCAUAUCAAAGCUAUUGAUUUGAUGAGAGAUUUUUUUCAUAAAAAUUCAUCCGAAGAUAAUCCGAUUGUUAUUGCUAACUUGGAUUUAAUUCUCAAAUGGUUUGCCUUAAGAUUUUUCGAUACAAAUCCAUCGGUCAUUACUAAAGCAUUGGAAUUAUUGUUGGUUAUAUUCAGUAUCUGUGCUGAUCCAUAUCAAUAUCAAUUAUCGGAUAUGGAAGCCAAUUCUUUUCUACCAUAUUUGGUAUUGAAAUUUGGUGAUCCAAAAGAUGCUGUUAGACAUAAAGUGCAUGAUAUUAUUGCCAAAAUGCGAAAUAUUUAUUCGGCAUCAAAAAUAUUUGGCCAUCUUUUUACUGGACUUCAAUCGAAAAAUUCUCGUCAAAGAGCAACUUGUUUGGAAGAGAUUGGUCAACUUAUUGAACAACGUGGAAUGUCAAUAUUUCAGCCACCAAAUAGUUUAGCUAUGAUUAAAGAUUUGGCUAAAUUUAUUUCCGAACGUGAUAAUGGUGUACGAAAUGGUGCUUUAUCCUGUAUUGUACAGGUAUAUUUUCUCGAAGGUGAACGUGUAUUCAAAUUGAUUGGUUCACUUUCGGAUAAAGAUAUGAGUCUUGUUGAAGAACGAAUAAAACGUGCAUCGAAAAAUCGUCCACCACCAUCGGCUAAUUCAGCUCAAACUCAACAUUCGAAUCAUACAUCAGAACCUUCACAAUCAAAUGGUGGUACCGCAACAUCCGGAUUGCCAACAAUAUCUGGUCGUAUAGGUACUAAUGGUAGUCGUGGUAGUGGUCUUGCAGCACCUACAGAUUUUGAAGGAUCAAAAAUGACACCACCAUCAAAUUCUUCAAAUCUUUUAUAUGAUGGUGCAACAUUAACUAAAUCAUCAAAAACACCAUCAAAUCUAUUACGUCGUGGCCAAAGUGGUGGAAAUUUUACUCCAUCUCGUCUUCGUACUCAAUUACAACAACCACAACAAGAAUUAAAAUUUUCAACACCACCGCCGCCUACAACAAGACCAUUUUCAACAACAACAACUACUACUACAGAUACUGAAACUGAAUCAGAAACAAUGAUUGUUCCAACAAAAAAUGGUGUUGAUCAUCAUCCUGGAAUAUUAUCAUCAGCAACUUCUGAUUCGUAUGUAUCGAAUAAUCACCGAUUAACAAGUGGAACAGAAACUUCAGAUGUUUAUACAACUGAUGAUGAUAAUAAUGAUAAUGAAUUACAACAACGUAUCAAACAUGCAUUAAAUUUGCCCGAAUCUAUUCGUUAUCGUCCAACAAAUAGAUCAUCACCAUCAACUAAUGCUUCUACUGUUCGUUCAUCAAGUUCAGAUUCGAAUCGUUCGAAUGGUCAUAUUACACCAUUACGAAUGAAUGGUGGCAUCAAUCAUAGAUCACCAACGAAUUUAAAUCCCGAAUUAUUAAGAAAAUUUAAUCAAUUAUUUCAACAACUUGGAUCUGCUGAUCUUCAACAAGCUAUCGAAGCAGCCCAAUUAUUAAAUGUUGCCAUGAAAGAUUUAGAUAAUAAUCAACGAUAUUUGGAACCGAAAAUUGAUCAACUAAUUAUUCUCUGUAAUAAACAAUUUCGUUUAUUUCUAUCGAAUCAUUAUCCACCAGAACAACAACAAACAACCGAUGAAAAUUGUGAUGCCGAAUCAAGUGAUGAUCAAUUAUUGGCUGAACGUCGUGAACGUGCCAUACAUCUAUUUCGAACAAUUUCAUCUUUAUUGAACAAAGUAUUUCGUUCACCAUUAGGAAAAUUAGUUAGCCGUGAUACUGUUCGUGAAUUGAUCACUCAUCUACUUAGUUAUUUUGCUGGUAUGCGUCAUAAUCAAACUAUAUUCAAUUCAACCAAUUAUUUGAUCGGUAUUAUAAUGGCUGGUGCUGAUGCUACAAAUCUAUUUGCUGCAUUAAUACGUAUGUUACAUGAUUAUGUUGGUUCACCAAGUGUUGAACAAUCGGAUAAAUAUCUUGGUAUAACAAUGAAAUUUUUAUGGCGUGUAACAAAAACAUUGGAAGAACGUUAUUAUGAACAUUUAAAUAUUGAUCAAAUUCUUUAUGAAUCUCAUUUAUUUUUCAAAAGUUAUCCAAGAUCAUGGUGGAAUUUAAAUCAUAAAGAUGAUCUACCAUUACGUACAAUCAAAACGCUUCUAUUUUUUAUUGUAAGCCUUAAAGGUGAUGCAAUAUUGGAUCAUUUUACACUCAUACAGAAUAAAGAUGAAUCAGAAUUAUCAUAUUAUGUUCAGAAAGCAUUACGACAAAAAUUUGAUAAAUCAGGUACAACUAAUUCAACAGCAACAUCAACACCACAACAAUCAUCAUCAGUAUCAUUGUUAAAUGAUUCAAAAUUAGAAGUAAAAAGUCCAUUAACCGUAUUCGAUAAUAAUGGAGCUACGAAUGGUGAAGAAAAUCAUAUUCAUCAUUCACCACAACAACAACAAUGUCGAAUUCCCGAAUUAAUACAUCGAACAACAAUGAAAGAUUUUCCACUUCGUGUACGACAGAUUAAUAAUACUGAAAUCGAUUCGACAACAACAACAACCAUACCAAUCAUUGAUAAUAAUGAAGAUUUACAAGUUUAUUGUGAUCAUACAGCUAAACAAUUACAGAUAAAUGAAUUACGUUAUGAAAAAUUUCGUAAUUAUUAUCAAUCACAACAACAACCAAUACGAAUACGUAAAAUUGAUGAUGGAAAACGUUCUGUAGAAUUAGCUAAACAACGUUUGGAACAUUUUAAAACCUAUCUUAAUAAUAAUAAUAAUAAUAAUGAUAAAAAUAAUCAGCCAUCAUCAAAUCAUUGAAGAAGAAAAAAAUUCACUCAUAUUCUACACCAUCAAACCAACCACAACUAUUCACCCACCUUUCCUGACAAUUUUGGUCUUUCACAUUCUCUUCAACAGAAAAAAUCACUAUAUUUAAAUUUUUUUUCUCUUUGU
This is a messenger RNA of Dermatophagoides pteronyssinus (European house dust mite), 5253 nucleotides long. It is a transcript of the gene msps, whose product is annotated as msps cytoskeleton-associated protein 5. Gene Ontology annotation, molecular function: microtubule plus-end binding; microtubule plus end polymerase activity. Gene Ontology annotation, biological process: microtubule polymerization; establishment or maintenance of microtubule cytoskeleton polarity; spindle organization. The record is from RefSeq and is a predicted model, not a curated record. Lineage: Eukaryota; Metazoa; Arthropoda; Arachnida; Sarcoptiformes; Pyroglyphidae.